Molecule: messenger RNA, 447 nt
Organism: Suhomyces tanzawaensis NRRL Y-17324
Lineage: Eukaryota; Fungi; Ascomycota; Pichiomycetes; Serinales; Debaryomycetaceae
Exons: 1
Coding region: 1-447 (148 amino acids)
Source: RefSeq, a predicted model, not a curated record
AUGGCUUCCAGAAACUCGGUCAACAAGCCUAAGAACAAGCUCCACGCCAGUGCCCAUGCCAAGGUCUUGGGUAAGAGAAGAGCUGCCAGAAACAGAAAGAAUACUGCAUCCAGAUCCACUGUUGGUAGAUACAGCGAUGCCGAUUCCGCAGCUGCCAGACCAACCGACUCCAAGGCCAUUGCAUUAUACACCGGAGGCGGUCCUAAGGUGACCAGCGUGAUGACCAACACCACCUUGUCCAACAAGAGAGCCAAGAAGCUUGCCAGAAACCAGAAGUACAUCGACCAAAGAAACAACAAAGUGAAGGAAGUGGAGAUGGACGUGGAAGAGAAGAAAUCACAAUUGGAGAAGGUCAAGGCUGCGUUGUGGACUGUGGUGGAGAACAGUGCCAACCUUAUGAUGAGUCCAGCCGGCGAGGGAACCACUUUGGGUGUGCAAGCUUUUUAA